This is a messenger RNA of Mucor velutinosus, 1080 nucleotides long. RefSeq names its product Myo-inositol-1-phosphate synthase (gene INO1). Lineage: Eukaryota; Fungi; Mucoromycota; Mucoromycetes; Mucorales; Mucoraceae. Gene Ontology annotation, molecular function: G-protein beta/gamma-subunit complex binding; GTP binding; GTPase activity. Bases 1 to 1080 code for a protein of 359 amino acids. The transcript is spliced from 5 exons. Gene Ontology annotation, biological process: G protein-coupled receptor signaling pathway. Gene Ontology annotation, cellular component: heterotrimeric G-protein complex. The record is from RefSeq and is a predicted model, not a curated record.
AUGGGAAAUUGUACGAGCUCUAGUCAUGGCUCUAAAAGUCAACUCAAUCCAGACACACAGAAAAACAGGCUUAUCGAUAGGCAGAUUAAAGCAGACGAGAAGCGGCUUCGAACAGAGGUCAAGCUCCUGUUGCUAGGGGCAGGCGAAUCAGGGAAAUCAACAGUGCUGAAGCAAAUGCGACUCAUCCACGCCUCUGGGUUUGACGAUGCAGAGAGAGAAAGCUUUAGAAUUAUUGUAUUUUCAAACAUCAUGCUAGCAAUGCAGAUUAUCUUUGAAGUUGUUGAUCAACUCGGCAUUCCUCUGGACAGCAAUUCCAAUGCGGCCUACAGCAAGUUAUUUCAGAAUGUGCAGCCGCUAAAACGGGGAGAGCCCUAUCCAGCGGAAUACCUUGAGCCAUUGAAAGCAUUGUGGGCCGAUUCAGGCAUUCGGGCUGCCAAACAAGAAGGGAAUAUAUUUGCGUUACAUGACAAUGCGGCAUAUUUUUUCGACCAACUGGAUCGGUUUUGGAAAGACGAUUAUUUACCAACAGAUCAGGAUAUCAUACGAUGUAGAGCAAAGACAACAGGCAUUGUCGAGACAGUCUUUCACAUAGGGCCGCUGACCUACCGCAUGUUUGAUGUGGGAGGACAACGAAGUGAGCGGAAAAAGUGGAUUCAUUGCUUUGAGAAUGUCACUGCCAUCCUGUUUGUGGUGGCAAUUAGUGGCUACGACCAAUGUCUAGUGGAGGAUCGAGAUUCAAAUCAAAUGCACGAGGGACUAAUGCUGUUCGACACCAUUUGCAACUCACCUUGGUUUAUCAACACGUCCAUGAUCCUGUUUCUGAAUAAAAUCGAUAUAUUCAGAGAAAAGAUACUAACAUCGCCCGUAUCAAAGUGGUUCCCAGACUACAAAGGCGACGACAACAGUUUCGAACAAACUAGCACCUACUUUAGAAAGAGAUUCAAGCGGCUGAAUCACAAUCCAAGCAAACAAGUGUACACACACAAUACAGAUGCAACCGAUACAACACUCUUACAGCAUGUCAUGACAGCAGUUUCCGAUAUCAUCCUGAAUGAGAACAUAAAUACCUUAAUGCUGUAG